This is a messenger RNA of Macadamia integrifolia, 1158 nucleotides long. Its product is annotated as shikimate O-hydroxycinnamoyltransferase-like. Gene Ontology annotation, molecular function: acyltransferase activity, transferring groups other than amino-acyl groups. The record is from RefSeq and is a predicted model, not a curated record. NCBI's taxonomy places the organism in Eukaryota, Viridiplantae, Streptophyta, Magnoliopsida, Proteales, Proteaceae. The coding region runs from base 40 to 900 and encodes 286 amino acids. The transcript has a single exon.
ACACGUUUCACUUGUGGUGGAGUCUCCCUAGGUGUGGGGAUGCAGCACCGUGUGGCAGAUGGCAUGUCAGGUCUCCACUUCAUUAACACGUGGGCCGAUAUGGCACGUGGAUUCCAGGUUACCAUCCCACCAAUUAUUGACAGAGCCCUCCUACGAGCCAGGAACACACUAACUCCCGCAUUCCAUCACAUCGAGUACCAGCCCCCACCUACCAUGAAAACUCCUCUACAAAUCACAAAUUCCCAACUGGGUCCCCUCGGCACCACCUCCGAAGCCGCGUUUAAGAUCACCAGUGAGCAGCUCAACAUCCUGAAAGCUAAGUCCAAGGAGGGCGGCAACACCAUCAACUACAGCUCUUACGAGAUGCUGGCUGGACACGUAUGGCGAUGUGUAUGUAAAGCACGUGGACUUCCCGAUGAUCAGGAAACCAAGAUGUACAUUGCCACCGAUGGACGUUCUAGAUUGCAGCCCCCGCUUCCAGCAGGUUACUUCGGUAAUGUCAUUUUCAAUGCCACACCAAUCACCACGUCCGGUGACCUCACGAACAAUCUGCUGACGUAUGCUGCGUGUAAGAUCCAUGAGGCCUUGAUGCGGAUGGAUGAUGAAUAUAUGAGAUCGGCUCUCGAUUACCUGGAGUCGCAGCCUGAUCUGACGGCUCUGGUUCGAGGGGCCCACACUUUUCGAUGCCCCAAUCUCGGGAUCACAAGCUGGGCAAAGCUUCCUAUACAUGAUGCGGAUUUCGGGUGGGGCAAGCCGAUAUUUAUGGGUCCCGGUGGAAUCGCUUAUGAGGGUUUGGCUUACGUGCUUCCAAGCCCAACCAACGACGGAACCCUAUCGCUGGCAAUUUCGUUGGAAUCUGAGCACAUGAAGGUAUUCAAGAAGCUUUUUUAUGAGUUCUAGAGGAACAAUCAGACCCAGCCGAUAUGUUUGUACUCGUAAUGGCAAAAGACGAGCUUUAUUUAUGAUAUCUAAGAUUUUUUUUCGGAUUGCAGUAUUUAUUUUUGUGGAUAUGGUGCACUGGUUGUAGCCUCUGUUUAAAUAACUAGCACUAGAAGUAUGGAUGAUUUAAAGAUUUAUCUCUUGUGUAUGUGAGUAAAGUUCUCUCCGAUAAUUCCUUAUAAUGUAAUAAUAAAAAAUUAAAUAAAUAACUACGGUGUG